AUGCCAUUCGUGGGUAAAAGGAAAUCAGUUGAUGAAGCGGCGAAAUUGGAACGUUUUAAAGCAGAAGCCGAUACGCUCUAUAACGUUUAUUUGAUCGAAAAUGCUUACAACGUUUUACGGAGAUUUGCGUCUGGAAACGAUCCACAGAUGCUUUGGCGAUUAGCGCGGAUAUUAUGCGAAAAAGCGAAAUUAUCCAGGGAUAAGGAGGAUAAGAGGCGUUUUCUAUAUGAUGCUUUGAAAAUGGCCGAAAAAGCAUUAGACAACGAAGGUGAAGAAGGCUGCUGGGAAGCUCAUAAAUGGUAUCGACCUCAUUUCUAUUCUUCGAAUUUAUGGUAUCUGGCAGAAGUGAAAGCUAGAUUGGGCAAAAAAGAAGAGUCUUUGGAGCUGUACAAGGCAGCAUUUCGAAUGCCAGUUCUUACGAUCGACGAUGGUACUGCACAUGAUAAGGCAUAUGAGAAGCUGCAGAAAUUGGGAGUGAAAGAUUUCGUAAACGUUUGA
Messenger RNA from Gongylonema pulchrum, 498 nucleotides. NCBI's taxonomy places the organism in Eukaryota, Metazoa, Nematoda, Chromadorea, Rhabditida, Gongylonematidae. The record is from the annotation of a GenBank genome assembly.